Messenger RNA from Choloepus didactylus (southern two-toed sloth), 3032 nucleotides. RefSeq names its product serine protease 36 (gene PRSS36). The transcript is spliced from 15 exons. The record is from RefSeq and is a predicted model, not a curated record. Gene Ontology annotation, biological process: proteolysis. NCBI's taxonomy places the organism in Eukaryota, Metazoa, Chordata, Mammalia, Pilosa, Megalonychidae. Bases 1 to 2568 code for a protein of 855 amino acids. Gene Ontology annotation, molecular function: serine-type endopeptidase activity.
AUGUCCCAGCACUUGCUCUUCCCACUUGUGAUCCUCGCCAUCAGCCCUACCCCUGGAGCCUUCCAGGACUUAGCUCUCAGCCCUUCCCAAGACGAACCUGAAGAUCUGGACUGCGGGCGCCCCGGGCCCUCUGCCCGCAUCAUGGGGGGCUCCGACGCGCAGCCGGGUGCCUGGCCCUGGCAGGUGAGCCUGAACCACAGAGGGGGCCACGUCUGCGGGGGCUCCCUCAUCGCCCCUUCUUGGGUCCUCUCCGCCGCCCACUGUUUCAUGGAGAACCGGACCUUGGAGUCCGCGGCCGAGUGGUCGGUACUGCUGGGAGUGCACUCCCAGCACCGGCCCCCGGACGGCGCGCACGUCCGCGCAGUGGCCGCCAUCCUGGUGCCGGACAACUACAGCAGCGUGGAGCUGGGCUCGGACUUGGCCCUGCUGCGUCUGGCCUCGCCCGCCCAGCUGGGCCCCACCGUGCGGCCCGUCUGCCUGCCCCGCGCCUCGCACCGCUUCGCUCCCGGCACCGCCUGCUGGGCCACAGGCUGGGGGGACGUGCAGGAGGAGGACCCUCUGCCUCUCCCCUGGGUGCUACAGGAAGUGGAGCUAAGGCUGCUGGGAGAGGCUGCCUGCCAGUGUCUCUACAGUCGACCUGGCCCCUUCAACCUCACCUUCCAGCUACUACCAGGGAUGCUGUGUGCUGGCUACCCAGAGGGCCGCAAGGACACCUGCCAGGGUGACUCUGGGGGGCCCCUGGUCUGUGAGGAAGGCGGCCGCUGGUUCCAGGCAGGAAUCACCAGCUUUGGCUUCGGCUGUGGACGCAGGAACCGCCCCGGAGUCUUCACUGCUGUGGCUCCCUAUGAGGCAUGGAUCCGGGAACAGGUGAUGGGCUCAGAGCCUGGGCCUGCUUUCCCCCCACAACAUCCUGGACCCCAGUCAGGCUCCCCAGAGCCCAUGGAGGAGAACUGCACCAUUGCCCUGCCAGAGUGCGGGAAAGCCCCGCGGCCAGGGGCCUGGCCCUGGGAGGCCCAGGUGAUGGUGCCAGGUUCCAGACCCUGCCAUGGGGCACUGGUGUCAGAGAGCUGGGUCUUGGCACCUGCCAGCUGCUUUCUGGACCCCAUCAGCUCCGACCGCGCGCCCCUCGACCUGGACGCCUGGCGCGUGCUGCUGCCCUCGCGCCCGCGCGCAGAGCGGGUGGCACGCCUUGUGCCACACGAGAACGCCUCGUGGGAUGACGCCUCGGACCUGGCACUGCUGCAGCUGCGCGCGCCCCUGAACCUGAGCGCAGCCCCGCGGCCUGUGUGCCUACCCCACCCGGAACACUAUUUCCUGCCCGGGAGCCGCUGCCGCCUGGCUCGCUGGGGCCGCAGGGAGGCGGCGCCUAGCCCCAGCGUGCUGCUGGAAGCGGAGCUGUUGAGCGGCUGGUGGUGUCACUGCCUGUACGGCCGCCAGGGGGCGACGGUGCCGCCGCCGGGAGAGCCGCCGCAUGCGCUCUGCCCCGCCUACCAGGAGGAGGAGGAGGCGGGCCGCUGCUGGAACGACUCGCGAUGGAGCCUUCUGUGCCGGGAGGCGGGGACCUGGUUCCUGACGGGGAUCGGAGACCCCUCGAGUGGCUGCCUCCGUCCCCGAGCCUUCUUCCCUCUGCAACCCCACGGCCCGUGGAUCAGCCACGUGACUCGGGGAGCCUACCUGGAGGAUCAGCUGGCCUGGGACUGGGGUCCCGAGGGGGAAGAGACUGAGACCCAGACUUGUCCCCCUCACACAGACCAUGGUGCCUGUGGCCUGCGGCCAGAGCCUGCUGAGAUGGGGGUCCUGUGGCCCUGGCUGGCAGAGGUGCAUGUGGCUGGUGAUCGAGUCUGCACUGGGGUCCUCGUGGCCCCAGACUGGGUCCUGGCAGCCACUCACUGUGUCCUCAGGCCGGGCUCGACGACAGUGCCCUAUAUCCAAGUGUACUUGGGCCGGGCAGGGGCCAGCCCCCUGCCCCAGAGCCACCAGGUGUCACGGUCGGUCAUCAGCAUCCGCCUGCCCCGGCACCUGGGGCUUCGACCACCCCUGGCCCUCCUGGAGCUGAGCUCCCGGGUGGAGCCCUCCCCAUCCGCCCUGCCCAUCUGCCUCCACCCAGGGGGAAUCCCCCCGGGGGCCAGCUGCUGGGUGCUGGGCUGGCAGGACCCACAGGACCGAGUACCCAUGGCUGCUGCUGUCUCUAUCCUGACACCCCGACUCUGUCAGUGCCUCUAUCAGGGCGCUCUGCCCCCUGGGACUCUCUGUGUCUUGUAUGCAGAGGGGCAGGAGGACAGGUGUGAGGUGGCCUCAGCGCCCCCCCUCCUGUGCCAAACCGGGGGAGGCUCGUGGGUCCUCACGGGCAUGGCUGUUCGAGGGAGCCGGGAGUUGUUUGCCGCCAUUGGUCCUGAAGAGUCCUGGAUCUCCCAGACGGUGGGGGAGGCCCACUUCCUGCCCCCCAGUGGCUCCCCCUACUGGUUCCCCGAGGGCGGUGACCUCUGCCCUCCGGACCUGGCAGGGGCCUCAGGCUCCCCCCAGGCCGCUCUGUUCCUACUGCUGCUGACCCCCCUCAUCCAGGGCUGAGAAGCCUGGGUCUCUGGGUCACCUCCCCUUUUCCUCAUGCCCCUUCUGCCCCCUCACCCCCAGCCCUCUGCUUCCCGGUGGAAUGUGGUCCAACCGGCUCCUGAAACCUCAGAAGUGCCCACACUGGCUUCAACUAAUGCCCGACUAUUUUGGGCCCAGGAAUCCUCGGGGGCAGCAGGAGGUGUGGGCAAUAAAAGGUGUAAACACAGACACGUGGCUUUGUGGCAUCCCCUGUGGCAGGCUGAGAGGGCCAGUAGCAUCCCGGGCUAAGGGGAAGCUCUAGGAAUGGGGCCCUUCCCUCCCGGGGCCUGAGUCAGGCCUUGGGCUCCCCGGAAAUGUGUCCCUGAUAACGUGGCAGCUGUCCUUCAUUCCUGCCCCAGGGCGGGGGAGGUCGGCUGCCAGCUGGGUGUGUGUCACCUCCACUGGGAAGGUGACACAGCCCUAGCUCCGACCCUGUGGCUCCU